Messenger RNA from Penicillium expansum, 1506 nucleotides. Its product is annotated as Kelch-type beta propeller. Gene Ontology annotation, molecular function: protein binding. Bases 1 to 1506 code for a protein of 501 amino acids. Lineage: Eukaryota; Fungi; Ascomycota; Eurotiomycetes; Eurotiales; Aspergillaceae. The record is from RefSeq and is a predicted model, not a curated record. The transcript is spliced from 6 exons.
AUGCUUAUCGAUUGUGUAGCGGAUAUUGCCAACAAUGUUUUGUAUAUGGUUGGUCUGGAUGGAGGACUCAUUCCAGAUGAUGGCGACGCUUCAAACAAUUAUCUCAUGACGCUCGAUCUCACGUCGUCUUUCUCCACCUCCGAGGGCAAGAACUAUAAGAUGACCAAGAUAGACACCGAAGUUCCCAAGAUCAAAGACAUGGCGCUCUGGUCCAACGCGGAAAACUCGACAUUGUACCAGUAUGGAGGCAGGUUUCUGGAAAACAUCACUUCCGAAGACACGAUCUGGACCUAUACUGUCAAAGAAAAAUCGUGGAGCAAACAGGAUGGCACCAUUCAGCCCUCGCGACUGGAGUACGGUGUGUAUACGAAUGCGCCUGCUAUCCAAGCCGGCUUUUGGAUUGGUGGUUAUCGGGCUAGUGGUACGACAGCUUCAAUCACAGACUCAACAAAGGAGUACGCCACGGGGCUGAUUCAAUUAAAUACUACAACCGGGCAGUACACAUCUCUCGACGGGCCUUACGAAGCUGUCGAAGAAGGUUCGCUUUCAUACGUGCCAGUUGGCGACAGGGGAAUUUUGGUGUAUAUUGGUGGCGAUCUUCCCUCCAUUAAGGAUGGAAUCAACGCUACGAUGAGCUCGAGCUCAUGGAGCUAUGUCCAAGUGUAUGACAUUGCUGGGGCAAAAUGGUAUAACCAGUCCACGACGGGAACUGUAGCGUCCCGAACACAAUUUUGCGCCUCCGUGCAGCACGACGAAUCCUCGUCCUCAUAUCAGAUCUAUGUUCUUGGAGGGGCAGAUCUGAAAUCCAAAGACACUAUUCUGGAUGUAAAUUACUUAUCAAUUCCGUCCUUCAAAUGGUAUUCUGCUGCCCCUCUUGACGGCCCUCGCAUGACUCUCACAUGUGUGACAUAUGGGCGUCAGAUCUUUGGAAUUGGCGGAAGACGUGCCUGGGCAGAGGACGGCAAGGCAGGCUGUUACGAUGCUCCAGCCUUCAUAUAUGACGCACAAUCUGAGGCAACGCGAUCGUCGUUUGAUCCCGCCCUAUCUUCAUUUUCCCUAUCUUCUUCGACGGCCAGCGAUAUCAAGACCUCUCCAUCUCCCUCACAAUGGGCCGAUUCAGCCCUUAGAACUCUAUUUGGAAAGAGUGAGGCAACAACCAAUACUACCGCUAAUAACGAAGCCUCUUCCACAUCAGAGCCACAGGAAGUUAACACGUCCGAUCCAGCGAUCAGGGGUGCCAUCGCUGGUGGGGUUGUCGGUGGCGUGGCUGGCCUAGCCCUGAUCAUAGGCCUGUUAUGGUUCUUCAUUGCAAGGAAUAAGAAACAAAAGAAUGCGAAAUUGGGUGAGGCUGAGGUUGUAACUCGCCAAGUGCAGCCGAUGCCUGAGCUUCCAGUGGGUGCCAGAGAUGGGCGCUCUGAGUUGGGCGGGGACAUGUACAUGUAUUCGGAACUUCCCGCGGAUAAUAAGAGGGAAAUACCCGAACUAGGCAGUGAACGGAACAGGUAG